CCGAUCGAGCUAGAUCUCCAGGACUCACCUCCCCAACCGUUUGCCUCCGUCUCGCGUGACUUCAUUCCCAGCGGCCGGCGGCGACCUCCACGUGGUGCCAUUCGCCGGCAACGAGCACCCGCCCACCAGGAUCCAGGUUUGUGCUGCGAGAGGGCCUAUCCAUUCACCAUGAUUAAUUUCGUGCUCCUGAUCAGCCGCCAGGGCAAGGUGAGGCUCACCAAGUGGUAUUCUCCUUACACCCAGAAAGAGAGGACCAAGGUCAUUCGCGAACUCAGUGGACUCAUUCUUACACGAGGGCCCAAACUCUGCAAUUUUGUUGAGUGGAGAGGUUACAAGGUCGUAUACCGGAGGUAUGCUAGCCUGUAUUUCUGCAUGUGCAUUGAUGCCGAGGACAAUGAGCUUGAAGUCCUUGAGAUCAUCCAUCAUUUCGUCGAGAUACUGGACCGCUAUUUUGGCAGUGUAUGUGAGUUGGAUUUGAUAUUCAAUUUUCAUAAGGCCUACUACAUACUGGAUGAGAUUCUCAUCGCUGGUGAACUUCAAGAAUCUAGCAAGAAGAAUGUUGCAAGACUUAUUGCUGCACAGGAUUCAUUGGUCGAGGCUGCUAAAGAGGAAGCCAGCUCCAUAAGUAACAUCAUUGCUCAGGCUACAAAAUGAAGUUCUUCAUGCCUGCCCCCCCUUCCCUCUAUCUUGUUAUUGUUGUAAAAGCAACUGUAAUGCACUGGACUGUGAGUCCAUUUGCUCUGCUCAUGUUUAUGGAUUUCAAGACUCCAGGUUAUUUAGAAUGAGCGUGAUGUGUAAACUACAUUGCAUGUGUUCCCGUUGCAAGUAAAAUCAUGACCUCGUUGAUUGUC
Molecule: messenger RNA, 851 nt
Organism: Zea mays
Lineage: Eukaryota; Viridiplantae; Streptophyta; Magnoliopsida; Poales; Poaceae
Product: AP-1 complex subunit sigma-2
Exons: 8
Coding region: 169-654 (161 amino acids)
Biological process (GO): vesicle-mediated transport; intracellular protein transport
Cellular component (GO): AP-1 adaptor complex; membrane coat
Molecular function (GO): clathrin-cargo adaptor activity
Source: RefSeq, marked validated